UCCGUCACAAACAAAUACAUAUGACUAUCUGCCACGGACCUUCAAGGUAGCAAGGUGGUCAGUUAGUGGUGUGUAAAAGUGACGGUAGAUACUUUACAUUUUCUUUCAAAAAUAUUUAUUUUGCAGCUGCAUACCAAAGAACACCUUUUUCAUACUGUGAAACAAUGACAUUGCCUGCUUCUUGAUAAGAAGAUUGGUAACAUUCAAGGACUGUUCAAAAACUGACUCCAAAAUUUGGUUAAGAUGUUCCCCUGGUCGGCUGUGUUUUCUCUGGAGCCGAAGGUGCCUGGACAGCGCACAGCGGAGGAACUGGUCACCAACACCCUGAUGCUGGAGCUGGGGGCCAUGAUGAAGCGCACUGAUCGAAUCCGCCUAGAGAGGGCUACCAAAGAAGGAAGACGCCGCCGCAGCUCCUCUUCCGCUGACUACAGCUGGCUGGCCACGGUCCCGACCCACCAACCCUACGAGCUGACCCCCCAAGACCUGAUAGAGCUGCAGGAACUGUGUGCCAGAGUGCCCCCAGCUCAAUGUGGCCCAGUCAUUGUCAGGUUUCGGAACCUUGUGACGGAGAUCGAGCCGGAGGUUCACGAAGUGGCCCGUCUGUUCCGCACGGUCAUACGGGACUGCGUAGAGGGAGACGAGGAGCACGAGAUGAGGAUGCAGUCAGGUAGCUUCGACAAACAGCGCAGCAAGAGCCUCUCUUUCGUAACCUUCCGAUCCAAGUUCCGACCCGUUCCCUUCAGGGGCGGGGUCCUGGGCGGGUUGCGUGGCAACCUGCAGGAGGAGUCCAGCUGGUACGAGGAAGAGGUGGAUGAGCAGGAGGGAGCAGCAAAUAUGGCAAGAGCAGCCCGGAGGGGUAGGAGCAUGAGUAUGCCUGAUAUAAGCCCCAUGGAGCAGAGCGCUUUGGGCUGAGGGGUGGAAGGAGAACAGGGGAGGAGAUUGGUAGGGGAAUGAGAAUUAAAAGCAAAAGGUCAAAAGUGUCUCAGAUAUUUGAGAUGCCACACCAGGACGGCUCUCACCUCAGUCAAUGGAAAUCUGUUGAAAACAAACAGUUUAGACAUAGGGACACUGUUACAUCAACCUCUCAUGAAUAAGCGCAAGACUAGAAUAGAAGCUCAGCCAGCCAAUGUCAUAAUAUUUCUGAUAUUGUUUUUUUUUUAUUGUGAAUUACAUUUUCUGAACAUGUUAACAAUUGGAGUGCAUGUAAUUUUGCGUAAAAUAAAAUCUGGUUUUCAAACAGGAA
Messenger RNA from Esox lucius (northern pike), 1243 nucleotides. RefSeq names its product RD3 domain-containing protein. NCBI's taxonomy places the organism in Eukaryota, Metazoa, Chordata, Actinopteri, Esociformes, Esocidae. The record is from RefSeq and is a predicted model, not a curated record. Bases 244 to 912 code for a protein of 222 amino acids. The transcript is spliced from 3 exons.